UAAAAACAGUUUGAUGAGUAAUGCAUUUAUAAUAUUACAGUUAAAAUGGAACAAUACAUGAUGUAGCAUUGCAUUUAAGAACAUUUGCUGCACUUAAUUAUUUUGUUCUGGUAUUCUCCCAUAAAGACUCGAUCACUGAUAAGUAUGAACAGGAUUUAUUUAAAUAACGACAUGGGAAUAUUUUGCAUAUCUUGCAUGGUCACUGAUCCAGGGUGACGUGCGGACUCGGCGUAUCCUGCCAGGACUAGCAGGGGCGGAGCCUUCCCCUGGACAAGUAGACUGAGGCCGACCUGGUGGUGGUGGGGUGGAUGGAGAACGCUAGCUGCUACGAUAGGGUAAAGCUCGAACAGCGCAGACGACUCUGACCCGAGGGCGAACGUACCAGCUUCGACUGGCCAUCCCUCAGCAACCAUUGCCCUUGGAAGAAACCCCCUAACCCAACCGAGGGAGCCGCAUCCUGAAGCUGGACUGGUAGAGCUGUGAGAGAAAAUACGCUGCGGGGGCUAACGCGGGGACUGCAGUAGCCAUGGUAGCAGGGCACGUGCCAGGUGCGUAGCCUGUGAAGGCGGAGGAAGCCGAGCCUGAUGGUUGCUGGAAGUAGAAAGGCGCCGUGGCGACCGACGACAGCGGGUUGGGGGCCUGGACCCGUCCGGGAGUUCCGCAUGGCGUUUCGACGGAGUCCAUCCUGGCGCCAAUGCUUUGCACCAACUCGGCGAGGGUUUGUGGAACCAGGCGGAUGUCCGUGUUGGGAACUUGUUGGAGGUGUUGUUGAGGAUACCGGGGACCGAAAAGAACGUCUUUCUGCGCUCGCUUGCCGGGACCAGAAGUAGUAGACCGACCAGCACGAAUCCGAAGUUAUGACCUCUUGGUGUGUAUUAACCGACGUAGCAACUAAGCGACGAGAUAUGCGAGAUAAUCAGAAGCACAGUAAAGCAGCAGCAUGCGUCGAACGAAGACCUGAGCAGCAAAGACAUAUGUUAGACUACUCUUUAUAGAGCAGGUGUAGGCAGGUGAUUGGUAGCUGGUGAUUGGUGGCCAGCCGCGCGUGAUUAGAGUCCUCCUGGUAGAACUACCAGCAAGCUUACAUUUGUAACACUUGCAGUGUUGAACCUAUACUUAAGUGCCUUCUUUAAUGGGCUAGUGCCGUUACUAAUGUUCGUGAGUAUGAUGCCAGAGUUAUAGAAUCAAUGGUACUUGGUACAGUUGAUUUAAUUGAGGCUAUGGAUAUUUUCUGAUGAAUGUUAUUUUGGAAUAGUUGAUGAUAUAAUGGAAACCGGGUUAUUACAGUAGUGUUGUUGACAUGAUGCUGCUAAAUAAUUGUGAAUGUAUAUGGAAGAAUGUGAAAUUGAUUAUUGUGAUUGUGUUAUUGCCAUGGUGAAUUUGUUAUAUAAAAAGAUCAAUUCAUGUCAUGAAGAAGAGACACAGCGUCGGCUGAUAAUUAAUUCAUUUAAUGAUAAUUUCAACCCUUUUACAGGGGUGCUACAGUGGCACAUAGAUGGAUAUGACAAAUUGAAGCCGUAUGGGAUAUGCAUCAGUGGUUGCAUUGAUGGGUUCUCGCGAAAGAUGAUCUGGCUAAACACCCACUCAACUAACAGUGACCCACGUCUUAUAGCGGGGUAUUUCAUUGAUUCAGUGAUGCAGCAUGGUCGCCCAUUGAAAGUGAGAUUGGAUCACGGGACGGAGAACACACACAUUGCCGCAAUGCAAAGUUUUAUGCACGGCAGUGAAAGCGGCAUUUCCCCAGACUGUGUCACUCUAGGUCCAAGCACGGGGAACCAACGUAUUGAACGCUGGUGGUGUACGUUGCGGAGUGAGUGUACUCAGUUCUGGAUGGACCAUUUCGACCAGUUAAAGGCUGACGGUCUCUAUGAUGACAGCUUCAUCGACAAGUCAUUAGUCCAAUUUUGCUUCCAGGAGGUGAUACAGGAGGAACUUGAUGAAGUUGCUGCUAUCUGGAAUGACCACCGCAUAAGGGCAUCUCACAAUCCUAGGGCCCCAAGUGGUCGCCCAUCCAUGCUCUAUGCUGUUCCCAACCUCUACGGGGCACAAAACUUUGUUCAGCCAAUUGAUUACACCAGGAUUGACCUUUGUCUGGAGGACUGUUCUUUUAAAGACUAUCCUUGUGAUGAGGAUUUGUAUCACAUUUGCAUUGAACUGAUGACAGAGCACAACUUCCUGAUAUCCAGUGACAUCUAUCAAAUCACUGACCUUUACCUGAAACUUCGACAGUUGGUUCAUGAUGGGCUUAGCGAAUAAAUUAGAGAUGUCCGAUAUUAUCGGCCCACCGAUAUUAUCGGCCCGAUAUUAGCAUAAAAAUGUAAUAUCUGUCAAUAUCGGUAUCGGAUUUUUUUUGCCUUAAAA
This is a messenger RNA of Gadus morhua (Atlantic cod), 2361 nucleotides long. RefSeq lists its product as uncharacterized. The record is from RefSeq and is a predicted model, not a curated record. Bases 1324 to 2256 code for a protein of 310 amino acids. Gene Ontology annotation, molecular function: nucleic acid binding. The transcript has 3 exons. Lineage: Eukaryota; Metazoa; Chordata; Actinopteri; Gadiformes; Gadidae.